AAACAGCUGUUUAGCAGAUGUUUAUACUCUCUAUGUAAUGGAAUGGAACGUGAGACAAAUUAAGCCGUCAAAUUACACUUCAAAAUAUUUCUUUUCCAAAGAUGGUUUCUGUCAUUUUAGACAGUUUUUAUCAUGCUGAUGUUAGUUACAACCCGAAUUCCAGAAAUGUUGGGACGUUUUUUAAAUUUGAAUAAAAUUAAAACUAAAAGACUUUCAAAUCACAUGAGCCAAUAUUUUAUUCACAAUAAAACAUAGAUAACAACGAAUGUUUAAAUUGAGAAAUUUUAAGAUUUUAUGCACAAAAUGAGCUCAUUUCAAAUUUGAUACCUGCUACAAGUCUCAAAAUAGUUGGGAUGGGGGCAUGUUUGCCAUCUCUUCUUUUCAAAACAGUUUGAAGACGUCUGGGCAUCGAGGUUAUGAGUUUCUGGAGUUUUGGUGUUGGAAUUUGGUCCUAUUCUUGCCUGAUAUAGGUUUCCAGCUGCUGAAGAGUUUGUGGUCAUCUUUUGUUUAGUGAUGCGCGAAAUGUUCUCUAUAGGUGAAAGAUCUGGACUGCAGGCAGGCCAAUUCAGCACCCGGACUCUUCUACGACGAAGCCAUGCUUGUUGUAAUAGCUGCAGUAUGUGGUUUUGCAUUGUACUGCUGAAAUACACAAGGCCUUCCCUGAAAUAGACGUCGUCUGGAGGGGAGCAUAUGUUGCUCUAAAACCUUUAUAUACCUUUCAGCCUUCAUAGUGCCUUCCAAAACAUGCAAGCUGGCCAUACCGUAUGCACUUAUGCACCCCCAUACCAUCAGAGAUGCUGGCUUUUGAACUGAACGCUGAUAGCACGCUGGAAGGUCUCCCUCCUCUUUAGCCUGGAGGACACGGCAUCCGUGAUUUCCAACAAGAAUGUCAAAUUUGGACUCAUCUGACCAUAGAACACUUUUCCACUUUGAAACUUUUAAAUGAGCCUUGGCCCACAGGACAUGACAGUGCUUCUGGACCAUGUUCACAUAUGGCUUCCUUUUUGCAUGAUGGAGAUUUAGUUGGCAUCUGCAGAUGGCACGGCGGAUUGUGUUUACCGACAGUGGUUUCUGGAAGUAUUCCAGUGCCCAUUUAGUAAUGUCAUUGACACAAUCAUGCCGAUGAGUGAUGCACUGUUGUCUGAGGGCCCGAAGACCAAGGGCAUCCAAUAAAGGUCUUCGGCCUUGUCCCUUACGCACAGAGAUUUCUCCAGUUUCUCUGAAUCUAUUGAUGUUAUGCACUGUAGAUGAUGAGAUUUGCAAAGCCUUUGCAAUUUGACAUUGAGGAACAUUGUUUUUAAAGUAUUCCACAAUCUUUUUACGCACUCUUUCACAGAUUGGAGAGCCUCUGCCCAUCUUUACUUCUGAGAGACUCUCUAAGACAUCCCUUUUAUAGCUAAUCAUGUUACAGACCUGAUAUCAAUUAACUUAAUUAGUUGCUAGAUGUUCUCCCAGCUGAAUCUUUUCAAAUGUUCUUGCUUUUUCAGCCAUUUGUUGCCCCCGUGCCAACUUUUUUGAGACCUGUAGCAGGCAUCAAAUUUUAAAUGAGCUCGUUUAGUGGAUAAAAGUGUAAAAUUUCUCUGUUUAAACAUUUGUUGUGCUAUCUAUAUUCUGUUGUGAAUAAAAUAUUGGCUCAUGUGAUUUGAAAGUCUUUCAUUUUAUUCAAAUAUAAAAAACGUCCUUACAUUUCCGGAAUUCGGGUUGUAAAGUGUUUGUUCUUUAACGUUUGCUUUUAGUUAGUUAUUUGAUUCUAUAAAAACGUGAGUUUUGAUGUCAUGAUUGACAGCUUCUCUCAGCGAAGUAACGUUACCCACUGAAGCACCAACAGAUUUUUCAGAUCUUCGGGGGGAGAUUGGAGCUUUAACUUAAAUUUCUACAUUUCCAUAACUGUUUAUUUCACACCGACAUAUUGAGUUGUUCUAGUUGUUUUAUUAACCGAUUCUGCGGGAGUGUGGGCAGGACCUUGAUAUCGUCUCCGCUUCGAGCUCACGCAGACUCCGGCUCCAAGUUCACUAUGCGCAGACUCGAGACUCAAGCUCGAGAUGUCAGCGCAAUAUUGGCACACUGGCGGCUUCAAUUAAUACAGUGUAAGAGAGUGAAAGUGCGUCAUCUAUCUUUUUUUUUUUUUUUUUUUUUUUUUUACAGUCCAUGUUAGGGAUGGGCAACUGGUGGCCGCAUACGGCCCGCAAUGUCUUUAAAUACGGCCAUUUGGACCACUCGGAUGAUCAAUUUUAAAACACUGAAAAGCAAGUAAUGGAAAGAUUGCAUUCAGAUUAUGAUGUUAAUACUAAAUCAAACCAGGAGAGGUCGCUAUUUCCAGCCGAUCCCCGUAUUGAUUACAGUUUAGAUGGUUUAGCUUUCCAUACGUUCCGCCUCUAAUUCGCGGGCUUGAACGCCAUUGGCCGACGUAGAACAACGGCAUUAUUCCAAUCAGGCAUCAGUAUUUCUAGGAGAAAGAACCUACUUUUUCUUUGUGUUUAAAAAACAUUUUAUUUGGUUUUACUAAUAUCCCCUCAAAUAAAAGGAAAUAUUAUAAAGUUUUUAUUUAUGCCAAAUUUCAUAUACAAUCAAUGUAACUACAGUGAAACCCACCCUUUGUUUUUGAUUCUUGAAAAGAAAUUCAAAUAUACAACAAGACUAUUUUUCAUUCACAUAAUAAGAAAGCAAUUAAAACUCUCUAUCUGAGUCCUUUAAUGUAUUUAUAGUUUAAUGAUUAGCCUACCCCCUGGCUGUAUGUUUUUCUAUGUAUUAUUGUAGUUCUGACUGUACAUUGACUUUGUUUGAAGUUUAACAAAAUAAAUAAAAAUCUAGGAGAAAGGUGUUCCCCAUAGCGCCAGCUUCUGACAUAAUGUCAAAGUGACAGAAAUCGAAUAGGAACUGCAGCGCACUCUUAAGAUAAACAGAAAGAUAUAUAAUUCAGUUAUCGUUAUAGUUUUCUUUAUAGUUACCGUUCUUGGUGUGAACAGACCUUAAUAGCGGCUGGCAUACUUUCACAUUAUAUUUAAAAUCGGUAUUUACUGUAGGUUAUAUCAUAUGAGUUUUUAUUUUUUUCUCACAGAAAACAAAAAACAAUUGAAAUUGGUUAAAUUUCUGUACAAUUUGAUGCUGUAAAACAUGUUUUGUGCGCGUGCGUGCCUGCCUGUGAGUGGCGCUCGAUUCACAUUUUACAAAUAGGUUGCGUCUUAAAUCCUCAUGUGCGCCUACCUACCUAGACAGCAUUUUAGGCAUCACAAGCGCCUUCCGAAGCAACAGAGUUUUUGGACAUCAUUGAUGCGCCUAGCAUUUUCUCCAAAAUGCCGCUGAAUUGGAGCAACAACGUUGCAAAAUCAACGGAAUGAUGUCCUAAAAUGUUGUCUAGGUAGGAAAGUCAUUAGGGUUUGGGACACAGCCAUGGUUCGACACUUCAUUUCUCACCGUUCAUUCCUGUGAUCAGCAUCCUGUAGUGCACGUAUGGCUCUCUUCUCAUCCUCUCAGCCUGACUGUAAGCUCGUCCUGACGAUGCUGCGCGGAAUCAAACACUCAUUCGUCUUCUGCGUCAGGCUUGCGGCGUUUCCUCGCGGAUGCUGAAGAUCUGCAGGUUGAAGACAACCCCUGAUGUCAUCUACUCAAAAUUAGUAUCUCAACCAACAGUGAGAAAGAUGCUAAUACUUACUUUAGCUUUAAGUUUGAAAGCAGAGAGAGCUCCAGACCUCAAGGGAGGACCAACAAGACUCUACAUGAAAGCCUGAGAACACAUGAGCCUUCAGGAAACAUGAGUGUGAAUGAUGAACACACCAGACCCUUCGGGACCAGCACUGAAGAUGGCUGUAAGGAAAUCAGGAAUAACAACAACAGGCAUGCUGAGCAUUCCCUGGAUGGAGAUGCCAAUGCUAAUGAAAUCCAAAGGGGAGAUGGAGAAACAACUUUGGAGGCAACUGAUGCCCUGUCCUCUGUGGUAUCUCACACUGAGGAACAGGUGAAAAUGAUUAUCCAGGCCACAGAUUCUCCGUGUGAUGACCCGGAACUGGCUGAGUUUGAGAUGCUGGAAAGUCAAGAACUAGAGGAUGAGGAAGAGAACAAUGUUCCUAAAGGUUACACAAAAGGGGUUCUAUCCACCGAUAUGAAGAACACUGAAGCAAAAUCUCAGAAGUAUAACAAAAGUUUUUCCCAGUUUACUUCAAAAGAGCAAGAGUCUACUGUUUGUCCUCAGUCCACUAGCAAAGAAAUGGUGAUCAGCAUAGCCAGGACUGACUUUAGCUCUGAAAAUGAUGUUUUUGUUUCUUGCCUUUCCGCAAUGUCUAGUCUUGGAGGAAGUCUUGCUAGUGCCCUGGACCAUGCUGGUCGAACCCACAGCUCUGAUUCGUGGCAUGCUCCCUCAGAGCCAUACCGAACUCUCUCUGAGGACCUUUCCCUUGUCUCACAGUACUGUUUGACAAUUUCAGAUAAAAGCCAGAGCUCCCUACAUACUGAGGGCACGCAUCAUCAAGCAGGAAAAAGUACAACGCACAUCGGCAGCGUCAAUCUCAAUCUUAACUCUACCGCAUUGCCUGAGGAACCUCUUAUAGAAGCACAAGAAAACCAACAAGCUACAGACUUUCUAAUAUCUGAGAGCUCAGGUCAACUGACAAAUGGCAUGAGUGAAUGUAGCAUUGCAAGGAUUACAAAGGUCCCUAAUGAAUCAGGAAGUGCCAGUCAGGAUGAUCUCAGAGAACCUGGAAUUCAUGUAAAGGAGAACCUUGCAAAAGACGAAAAGUCUCCAAAUUUGAAAACAGUAUCAACUGACAAGAAAUGUUGCCACCCUUUUGUCUCAGACAACACUCAGUCUACUUCACAAAACAGAAGGUCCUCCAGUGAUUCCACCUUUGAUAUAAAGAAUAAACUCAAAUCCCAGGAUGAGGAAUCUCCUGAAAUUGCUAUUAAAACCUCGAAACUAACCUCAAAGGGUGCACCUGUCCAUUCUGAUUGUUCUGAACCCCAACCGUACAAGAAGCAAGCAUCUUUUGAAAAGACCCGAAGAUCUAGUUCAUCGAGUUUGGAAAGGCGAAGACCUUGGGGCAGCCCGUCUCGCUCUGAGACCCCUCCAUCCCUUAAAACCACCUGUUCACCUCGGAAACAGCCACCUUCAUCACCAGCCAAAUAUAUUAGCACAAGAGAAGCAAGCCAGGAACAGAGUGAAACCUUACAGAGGGUAAACACUGGUUUGAGGCAACCGAGUAAAAGCUUUCUAAGUAGUAGUAGCAGUCUCCCAAAACCUGUCGUUCCUCAACAACCCUCUAGAGCAGAGCCUGAAUCUAAAAAGUCUUCUCCACCUCAGAAGCCCAAAAAUGUUCGGCCAAAAAUCAUAACCUAUGUCCGCAAGAGCCCUCAAGCAAAACCAAUGUCUGAAGGUCCCUAUGAAGUAUCGACACUGCCUCCGAGACUUACACCCUACAGUAGCUCACCAACCUCAAAAGAGCCCAAAGCCGAGGGGUUCAGAGGUUCGCCUGUGCUCAGCUCCUCUAAUAUCCUUUAUGACAAGUAUCGCCAGGAGGUACAGAGGUCAGGGUACUACUCCCCUCCAGGACUGAUGGCAUCUGGGAUCAGGACACUCAGCCACACUGUCCCCCAUAAAUUGGUGGGCAAAUCAGAGAGUUUCCAUGGAGAGCUGCCAGAUCAAUACUUACAUGAGGUUGGUAGAGCGGUUCAGCUAAAUACCCAUGAUGCCGCUGCUUCCGUUUUCCGCUUUCCCAGAGCAUUAAGGCCUCAGCUUGGUCUUGGAGCCGUCACCAGACAGCCUGCUACUAAGAACAGGACUGUAUUAUCAGGUCAAAGGUCGGCAUCACCCCUCAGUUAUACUGCUCCAGCUGCUCAGGCCCCAAGUAGUCACCAAGAACCUGUGGUGGAUCAGAAAAGACUAGCAUUGGGUGUGGCCCCCAAAUUUAUGCUCCCCAAACCGGGUCAAUCUGGACUGCGUCCUCCCGGCUUCUCCCAUCUUCCUCCUGCUCGACUGGCUGCCUUUGGCUUCGUCCGCAGUGCUAGUGUGUCAUCUGUAUCCAGCAACCAAUCAAAUGACAGCACACACAGUGACCCCUGCAGAUCCAGCCGUCCACACAGCGGCAGUGAUGAAAGCCUCCUGUCGCGCUCUCCUCUCCCUCCUGCUGAGAGCCACAGCAGCAGGACUCAUAACCGCAGCAGCCCCCCGCCCCCCAGCGGCCCCGCCCCCACCCGCCGCUCUCUGCACCUGCCCCCUCGCGCCUCACCCGUGGCCUCUAGAAAGGAGUUUCAAAGGGAUGGAGAAAUCAGCCGUCCCAUUGUGUCAUCCCCGAAGAGGUUUGCAGUGGUCUCUCCCAAGCCUCAGUCCCCGGUGCGUCAGAAGUCAUGUGUGGCCCGUCUUGGUGGGCGUUCAGAUGGUGUGGAUGCCGAGCGGGAACGAUUGAUGGUGCAGAGACUGAAAGAGAGAUGUGAAGAUCAGGCCCGGCAGCUGGUCAGCCUGCAGGAUGAGCUCAGGAAGUCCUCACGAUGCCUGGAUGUGUUCACCAUCACCACCCAACACUUCUGCCGGAAGAGCGAGAGUGCUGCUGUGAAGGAGAGGGAGUUAUCCCUGCAGUUAUCCAGGAUCAGGGAUGAAGUGGUGGUCAGUGUUCAGCGCUGGGAGCGUCUGCAGGGUGAGAAGGCCCAGCUGGAGCAGAGUUUUGAGCGGGAGCUGAAAGGACUCCAAGAGGAGCAACAGCAGAAGCUCAAGGCCCUAGAGGAGAGACUGGUAGAGGAGCACAACUCUGAGAUACAGCGACUCCAGCAACAACAGAACAGCCACCUGGUGCAGCUACGUUCCCAGCACCAGGAACAGAUCGAGGAGAUGAGUGAAAACCAUGAGACGGCCAUGGUGGAGAUGGAAGCGACUCAUGGUGCCACACUGGCCACUUUACAGGAAGAACACACCAGAACCAUCAAGAACCUGAAGAUGGCACAUGAGCAGCAAAAGAAGUCAAUGGAAGAGGAAUUUGAGAAACUCAGACUCUCACUGCAGGAUCAGGUGGAUACGUUGACAUUUCAGAACCGCUCUCUGCGAGACCGGGCCAAGCGUUUUGAAGAAGCACUGCGCAGAAGCACAGAUGAGCAGAUAGUGGAUGCUCUUGCUCCAUAUCAGCAUAUUGAGGAGGACCUGAAGAGUCUAAAAGAGGUUCUGGAGAUGAAGAAUCAGCAGAUUCAUCAACAGGAGCUCAAAAUUUCAGAACUGGAAAAAAUGGCUCAAAAGAAUGUUUUGUUGGAGGAGCGUAUUCAGGUGUUACAGCAGCAAAAUGAAGACCUUAAAGACAGGAUUGACCGCAACCUUGCAAUGUCCAGGCAACUGUCAGAGGAAAAUGCCAAUCUGCAGGUGUACGUUGAGAAAGAGAGCAACGAGAAGAAGCGACUGAGUCGCACCAACGAAGAGCUUCUGUGGCGUCUUCAAACGGGCGAGUUGAGCCCUCGAAUGUCUCCCACCCAGUCGCCCCUUCAUCGACCGGCCUCUAGUCCCGCUUCACCCUCCCGACAACAGCCCUUCCCUAGAUGAGUGUCCAAUUAUCUGCCUUUCACACUCUGUUUUGUUCUUUUUUUGUAUCUUUAACUUAUAUUUCUCAUCAUGUGGAUUCUGAUUGGAUGGAACGGAAGAUGCUCCCACGCCUCUUACACCAGUGCGUUUUCUGUUUCAUCACAUCUCAACUUACUGUUCAGUGUUACUGUAUUCUUUGUAAGUUGCUCUUACUGAAUAUUGAUAGGCUUUGAUACAGUGAUCAGUGAUGAGUUUGAGUUGGAGCAUAGUUGAAGGCAUGUAUAUGGGGAGUUCACCCAAAAAUUAAACAUUUUGUCAUUAUUUACUCAUUCCAAACCUGCAUGACUGACUUUCUUAUGUGAAACAUAAAUGGAGAAUUUUUAAAAAAAAUUGCCAUUGUUGCUUUUUUUCACACAAUUAAUGGGGACUUAAGUUUUCAAGCUUUAAAACAAUGCAUGAAAGUCAAAUUAAAGUUUACUCAUAAUCUUCACAAAAUCAGUCCUAUUCGUGAAAGAAUCGAUCAGUGGUGCAUUUCCCAAAAGAAUUGUUAGCCAACUAUGGACGCAAGUUCUGUCCAAGUUAGUUCAACGUUUCUGUUUCCUGAAAACAUAGUCCCAACGAACAUUUACAAACAGCAUCGCAAAGUUGCGUGGCCGGUACUACAGCUCUCGACCUGUGGUUAGCAGCAUAGUUUCUUGUUAAUAUGACGUGGACUUAAGCAGAUCUGCUCUUGAGCAAAAUAAGCAAGCAACAUGCAAUACAUUCUAUAUCUUUCAUUCCACAUAUAUUCCAAUUUCAUUCUACGUAUUUUAGUUCAUCAAGAGAAUGAAAGCUGUGUUUUUAAAGAAUGCACAUGUGCCCCAGGAAGUGAGGUAAGAGGGAACCCGCAAUUGAAUCAAACAUCUGGAAAUAAAGCAAAACAAUGAAGAACAAAAGUAGACCUCAGAUGCUAUGUUCAUUAUUUACAGCAAUGAUCUGACAAUAAUUACAUCUUGAAGAGAAUUAUUAGUAGUUAUUACUCCACCACCUGGACAUCAUAAACAACUGCUCUUUAUUGUUGAACCAAUGUGGUUUUAAUGACAGAUGUGAGAAAAAGUUACUACAAUUUUGGGAAACAGUCAUGACAAGGCUAGUUGAUUCCUCCAAAGAUGCAUCAUACUAUGGUAGUUACGCAGCGAGUUAUGUUGUUGUAUGGGAAAUGCACAACAGAUCAUUUAUUAGCAACUGGAUCAACCAAUUAAUUAACAACCAAUUCAUUCAAACUCAAAAGAACAAUUCAUUCACCAAUUGGACAUUGCUAUUUUUCUCCCAAAGACCAAGGAAAGAUGUCAAGAAUUAUGACCAGUAAGAUUUUGGCCGGUUCUCACAGCCGUAUGACUUUAGUAGUCUUGAAAUGUAGUGCACAAAUUGUAUAGAUCACUUUUAAUACACCUUUAUGGUGUUUUUUGUUCUUUUUGAAGCUUGAAAGCAUCAGUCCCCAUUCAAUGUAAUUGCAUGGAAAAGAGCAACCAGCACAUUCUUCAAAAUUUCUCUUUUUGUGUUCCAUGAAAACAGUUUGUAAUACGCAUUUGUUAAAGUUGUUAAAUGAACAAAUGUAACAGAGGCAAGCUAGUAAGAGCUGUGCAAGUAAACCUCACUCCCCUGGCCUCAAGAGGUGUGCUGGCGACUGACGCUGGAGACUGGUCUUUAGGGUCCUUGUUAGCGUGCCUACCCCCCAUGCCGGAGAUGCCAGUUCAAGUCUCGCUCAGAACGUGUCGAGUAGGACUGAUUACCUUUGGUGCCGUGACUCGGAUGGGAGUGAGGUUUAGGGGGUGUAAUGGUGGCAAGCUAUUAAGAGCUGUGCGAGUAAACCUCACUCCCCUGGCCUCAAGAGGUGCAAUAGCGACUGACGCUAGAGGCUGUGGUCUUUAACGUUUUUGUUAGUGCACCCACCUCCAAUGCCGGAGAUGCAGAUUCGAAUAAAGGGUAAAGGGUUCGGGGUUCGGGUAAAGUAGGACUGAUUACACAAACAUGAUCCUACAUUAUAGAGAACAGAAAAGGAACAUUAUGCUCCUUUUCUUUGCUUUAAGACUUUAUCGUGUCCAUCACAAUGUUGUGCAUUAUGAUGUUUCACAGGCCAUUUUGAAAUGUGCAUUUUUUUGUACCUUCUAUUCUGAUGGAUUUGGCCUUUGGGCUUGUGCUGAGGUUUUCUGUUUGAACAGGACAUCAUCGUGUUUGUUCUCCAACCUUUGCCUAUGGUCUCAAGCUUUUCCAAAGAUUGAUCAGGACAACAUAUAUACCAGUUUUACUAGAAAUAUUUGCCUUUUUCAAAGGAAAGCCACCCACCAGCAACCUUCUGUGCAAGCUGAGGCAUUACUGUACUCAACACACUCAACAGGAAAACACAGGCUUUACAGGCAAGUUUAGGAUGGACAUAUCAUUCAACUGAGGUAAAUACUUUGUCAAAACAGGAUGCCAACUAAUAGUUAUGUAGUCUAGGAGGUUAAAUGUUGAUGCAAACGUGAUUUUUAAAAUGUACUUAAACUUUUUAAGGUGGUUCAUCCACAUGUUGUAACCACUAUACAAGGAUGCUAAUAUUAGCAUGAACUGACAAUGCAGUAGUGUAAACGACUUACAGUACAAAACGUCAACCUGCCAUCUUUACCUUCGUCUUCUCAGUCAUGUUUGUGAGGGAAAACGAUCAUCAUCCCUUCAUCUCAACUAUCCUUGUUUACAGAAAUUUCCAGAAUGCAUUACACCAUAAGAACUGCCUGUAAACUUGACGCCAGAGGUCUCAGUCAUGGCUGUUUAUGUUCCUCUUCUCUGUACAGAAUGUAUCAUAAGUCUUCCGGUUGCUCUAACCCAGAUAACAUGCUUAACCGCAUACAUGUGGACACUACUGAGGGUAUUUGCCCUACUUUGAAGAGACCUGGCUGCAUAAUAUUAAACUGAAGGUUUGCGAAAGUACUACAGAGCAUAGCGUUAGCAUUUUAAGUUUGCAACGCGCUAUCAUGAGUACCUCACUUCUUGAAAUGAAAACGCAGGCCUCUACAGAGAUUUCUUGUGUAUUGUAAUACAUUCAGGGUCUACAGUGUCAAAGGCAUGGUCUCAAUACAGGAAGUUCUCUAGUCAUGAAUAAGAACCAGAAAGUAUUCAAACUGCACCUGUGUUUAUCUUCCCUGAAUGUCCUACAACAACUUGUAUAUUAGGUGGAUCAUUUGUAUUUAUAUAUGCACUUACAUUCUUGCUGACGUUGAGGUAAAAGUCUGGAUUCAAUCUAUGUGAACAGUAGAUAGGAAGUCAUAUUGUUCAUGAAUGUUCCAUUACUUAAUGUCUUUAGGGGAAAAUAUUUUAUUUUAUUUUAUGUCCAAGUGUACUUAGUAGUGCAGCUAUUAGUGAUUACAUUUUUGUGAGUUGCUCAAAUGACCAUGAUUGAUUUUCAUAAGAACAUAAAAUCAUUAUUAGUUUGCGUUAUUUAGCCUUAUUUGUGCAAACAGAGAGUAAAAAUCGUUGUUGCCAUUACAAACCAUGAUGGCUGAUACCAUUGUACUGGUGAAUUUUAUUUCCUGCUCAUUCUCAGAGUAUCAUUACCUCCUGUCUCAGUCAGAGAUCUAGCUCAGGUUAGGAAGGUGCGUUACAAAUGUCAUUUCACAGUACAUAAUGUAAACUAAAUGAUACAUUUGAAGGUUGGUGUCAAUGUAAUAUCAGACUUGUAAAUGUAUUUCACUCAUAAAGCAAUUAAUUCGAAAGCUCUGAAUGAAAUAUUGAAAUGUCAAACCAACUACCUGAAUGCAGAGGAACAUUCUACUCUGUUGAGGUUCCUUGGGUGUCUGCUUGGAUUAUAUUUAUCUUUAGGGUUAGCGAAUGCUAAGCGAAUCUUCAAUCAACCAGGUUGUGAAAUGCACUGAUUUUUUUUUCUUUUUUUUUUUCUGUGUGUCCCAUGGACAUGAUUAUGGAAUUUCUGAAUGUUUCUUCGUAUUCUUAAAGGAAUAGGUCAGCUGAAAAUGAACAUUUACUCACUUUCAUUUAGUUACAAAAUUGUAUGUUACUUUUGUCUACAAAAUGUGAGUUUUGAAGAAUCUUACCCUUGUGAAAAAGAAGUGCACUUAAUUGUAUUGAAUGUGCACUUGUAGUGUAGUGUACUUUAAAUGUUAAAAGUAUAUUUAAAAAAUUGGUACUUGCAGAGAAUAUAAAUAAGCCACUUAAGUGUACUUAAAUAAAAAGCCACUUACGUGUA
Molecule: messenger RNA, 11705 nt
Organism: Ctenopharyngodon idella (grass carp)
Lineage: Eukaryota; Metazoa; Chordata; Actinopteri; Cypriniformes; Xenocyprididae
Gene: mtus2b
Product: microtubule associated tumor suppressor candidate 2b
Exons: 15
Coding region: 3752-7510 (1252 amino acids)
Cellular component (GO): nucleus; cytoplasm
Molecular function (GO): microtubule binding
Source: RefSeq, a predicted model, not a curated record